Lepus europaeus (European hare) is the source of this 1977-nucleotide messenger RNA. It is a transcript of the gene C22H14orf39, whose product is annotated as chromosome 22 C14orf39 homolog. NCBI's taxonomy places the organism in Eukaryota, Metazoa, Chordata, Mammalia, Lagomorpha, Leporidae. The transcript has 20 exons. The record is from RefSeq and is a predicted model, not a curated record. Gene Ontology annotation, cellular component: central element. Bases 67 to 1977 code for a protein of 636 amino acids. Gene Ontology annotation, biological process: meiotic DNA double-strand break processing involved in reciprocal meiotic recombination; spermatogenesis; homologous chromosome pairing at meiosis.
GCCCGGGCGCUGGGGGCCGCAGUGGAACGGGGCGUCCCCGCGACAGAGGCCGGGUUGGUAUCCAGGAUGAAUGACAACCUGUUUGUCAGUUUGGACAGACUUCUGCUAGAAUUUGUUUUCCAGUAUGAGCAAGACCUAAGUACCAAAGAAGAUGUGAUUCAAAGAAUUAAUAAAUGUGUUGAAGAUAUUAAAGAAAACAGAGCAAUUAUUUGUAAGAUACAUGAAACCAUAAAUACAACAGAUGAAGAAAUUGACUAUUACUGUAAACAUAGUAAGGAGAUCAAAAACAACUGUAGUGACUGGAAGCCAACAUGUGAUGUUUUUCAUAAGCAUGAAGAUUACAUGCAGGACCAAUUUACUGUCUGUCAAGAAACUGUUGAGAAAGACAAAGAAAUGUAUCAUGGUUAUAUAUGUCAGUAUAAAGAUGUUUUGAAGCAAUACGAACUAAAAUAUUCAGAAGCUCCCUAUUCACAUGAAUAUUAUGAGAAGAAAAGAGAACAUGAAGAAAUUAAAAGCAGAGUGUUGGCAUGUUCUGAACAACUAAAAAUCAAUGAAAAUAUUCUCAUGGAAUUUCUAGUGCCUGCUCCCUUUCCAUCACUUAAUAAAUGGACAUUACACAUAGUUAAUUUGAGAUGUAAAACACAAGAAAUUCUUAAACAUGCCAACAGUUUUACCAGAAGUUCAUCUGAAUUGAAGAAAGAAGCAGAAAAAAUGGAAAUAGAAAUCAAUUACUUAAAUCAGAUUGCGAGACUCUAUGAAACUAAGAAUCUUUCAGAAACUCUGGAAGAAAAGAACAAAAGUACUGAAAAGAGAAAGGAGUUGAAAGAAAGAAUUUUUGAAAAAGAUGAGCAUGUGCUUGUAUUGAAUAAAACCCCUCAAAGUACUAAAUUAUUUCUUCCUUAUGAAUCUCAGAACUUAGUAAGACCAAUAAAGAUACAUUCUUCAGAACCAAGAGUUACAGAUAAAAAAGAAGAAAGUUCUGUGAAGUGGUCAAAGCUUGCCAAUAUUGACUUCAGACAAAAAGAAAAUGAUACACAGAUACUUAAUGACUCUGGUAUAAAUAACCAUUCAAAAAGUUCACAAAAUCUAAUGCAAUUCAGGUUGUUAACUCCACAGAAACAAUCAAAUUGUAAUCAGUGGUUUGAAAAAGGACAUACAGAUGCUGAGUGUGGAGAUAAAGGGACAGUGAGACCUUUAAGAGAAUCAAAAUGUACUUCACAGGCUAUCUACGCAGAACAUUUCGGAAAGACAAUAGAAAAUAAUAGUGAUGAAGUAGAAGAAAGAACUGAGAAUUUUCCACAAACUCCUGAAAUUUCUGUAUUUUUAAGAACUCCUGAAGCUGUAAAAACACCUGAAUCUUUGGAGAAAAUGCAGUUUCCUAAAACCCCAUCAUUUGAAAUUAACAGAAAUAGAAAUGCAAUACCUGAAGGUCAAACAGAAAAGGGAUCUCCUGGAUUUUCUUUUCUUAUGAGUUAUACUUCUAGAUCACCUGGAUUGAAUUUAUUUGAUUCUUCUAUAUUUGAUUCAGAAAUCUCAUCAGAUCAGUUUAAUGAACAUUAUUCUGCAGGAAAUCUAAAUCCUGUUUCAUCACAACAAGAAAUUGGAAACUUAUUUAGGAAGCCAGAAGUAGAAGAUGCCUUUACAUUUUCUUUUCCGUCCGACACUUCAACUCAUACAUUUGGAGCUAGGAAAGAUGAUUUUAAUUUUCCAUUUUCAUUUGAACAGGAUCAAAACUCAAUACCUUCUUCUUCCUCUCAAAAUACAGGACAGUUUACUUUUUUUUUGAACUACCUGGGAUACACAGUGCGCUCCCCAGAAAGACUUGAGUCCGAUGUCAGUCGCUCUGGUGAAUGUGAUAGCAAGGGCCUUGUUCUUGGUGCUGAGGGAGACACGGGUGGAUGCCCCCUUGUCCUACUGGCAAGCCUGAGUGAUUCUGGUGCUUGUGGAACCAACUUCUGUGGCCCUAGGACUGUGUGA